Messenger RNA from Phytomonas sp. Hart1, 1054 nucleotides. Lineage: Eukaryota; Euglenozoa; Kinetoplastea; Trypanosomatida; Trypanosomatidae. The record is from the annotation of a GenBank genome assembly.
GGUCAAAUGAUAAGAGUAAAAGCAAGGUUUCUAUGUCAUAUAGUGGCGCUUUUUGUGGUUAUGGGUAUAUUUUAUAAUCACUUGUUAGUGAUGGGUUACAGUGAGAUUUGCCCCAAUGAAACGGAUGCAGAGAUCGAAUCUUGGUGCAAAAAGACAUUUCAAAAAACUGGAAAUGUUACAUUAGCAAAACGUACAGAUCCUGAUAAGAUUACAUGCCUAUGCAAUAACAUUUCUUCCAUAAACGUUUCCAUAAAAGCUAGCGUCCCGAACGAUAUUACUUUGCUUGGUCAAGCUGGGAACUUAAACGCCAAAGCGACGUGUGUUUGGUCUGGCGUCUUUGAGGAUAUGCCAGAGGGCAACUACUGCACUAGUAUGACGGGUGUGAACCCUCAUGGAUGUAACGAAAUGGACACUAGCAUCUGUUUUUCGAACACCUGUAUUAGCAAAGGUGAUGAUUAUAACAUGACUUGUAAUACAUGUGAUGGACGCGUGUUCAGCAUCGUAAAGGAGAAUAAAGCAAUAAAAAGAACCUAUAGCCCGCCAAUCAAUUGCAACCCGAGUGUGAAUUGUAGCUCACACGGAUGCUGCAAUACACAGGUAGAUUCCACAAUACAAGGCCCUUGCAAAUGCUAUAGGGAUCCCGAACACGGGUACUGGGACGGAGUAGCCUGUUCCGAUUGCUUGAAAGGUUACAAAAGCAUAAAUGGAAACCUCUGCACCACCCCGUCUCCGUCGAUUCAGGUCAUUUUGUCGUCAAUUGCCACCCCGAUGACUAUGGUACUGCCGAAUCUGACCGUUCUGGUGAUUUUUGCAAUUAUCGGACUCGUUCGCCGAUUAUGGGACACCGACACUCCGUUCAGGGCUACUACUCUACGUCGCGCCAACCUUUCCACUGUACAGAGCGCUCGGCGAGGUGAAGCGGGUAUGUUCCGCCCUAAACAGAUUCCCCCAAGACCGGGAGAAAUCCAAGACUUCAUGAGUGAUUCGCUGGCGUCAGGGACAAACGAGGGGAUGUCAGUGUGGUAAGCCAAUGUAAGAGUGCUGUAGAAGUUUA